Molecule: messenger RNA, 2885 nt
Organism: Mus musculus (house mouse)
Lineage: Eukaryota; Metazoa; Chordata; Mammalia; Rodentia; Muridae
Product: predicted gene 3636
Exons: 3
Coding region: 311-871 (186 amino acids)
Source: RefSeq, a predicted model, not a curated record
CAGCUCAGGGGAGCAAAGCACAGCCUUGCUCUGUUGAAGCCAGGUACUGUCCUGGGCAAUUGGCUCCAGGCUCAGCUCAGGAGGCAACCACCUGGAGCUACAGGCACCCGAGGCAAGGAAUGCCUGAAGGAAAGGGGCCAGGUCCUGCUCACCCCUCUUGAGCUACUUGCCCCUGACAUCCCCGAUGCUCCUGUUGAGCCUGGGUCCUUGGUGAAGCUUCCUCUUUUAGCUGCACCACCACCAGGUGUCUGUGACCGCCCGGUGGCUGCUUUCCUUUCCGCACCAUAUAUGGCCUGGCAGGGGGGGUCACAUGCAUUCCGGGCCGCCGGCCGGUAGGGGUCGCUGGGGAAGGGGCAGACGGCGGGAGAAAAGGGGAGGGGAUCGGAGGCAGAGACAGGAGAGGGGUGGGGUGGCGGAUUCUGGGGCCAUGGGAGGCAGCAAAGGCUCGAGGAGCCGAGCGCUCGCCACCGCGCCAUGGCGCUGCACUCAUGCGGCUGCGGAGGUGGUGGUGGAGGAAGGGACCCGCGCGGGGGGGGGGGGGGGGGCGAACGCGUCGGAAGCCAGAGAGCGCCGUGUCCCUGCGCUCGGUUGGUCAGCGGGCGCGGGCCGGCAGGAUGGAGCCGCAGCACGUGCGCCCCAUGCUUGGAUCCCAGAGCCCAGCCUGGGAGGAACCGGGGUUGCUGGUGUACUACCAUCAUCCCCAACACUCCUGUUCAGAAGAUGGGUGAGGAAAGUGGAAAGCCUAACCACUCAGCCGAUGACAAGUGGGAAAAAUGCGCUACAAGAUCACCUGAUAUUCAUCAGUGAGAAAGCUUUGCACAAGAGUAUACUGAUGGGAUUCGGUUUGAUGGAAAUAUACUCUCAAGAAUAAUUAAUAAAACCAGUGCUUCUUACGGACCAUCAGGAUGAAGUACCAAGUUCAAGGACAGUUCUGCAAGAACUGCUCAAAGACAGCCAAGUGGAACAAGAAGAAAGCCAAGCAGAAGUCAUUCAUUCCCAGCACCCUCAGCACCUUUCUCCAGGACAGGGUCACUCAGCUUUGGUAGAAGAAGGGAUGACCUGAGAUAGCUGCCACAUAUUCCCACAGAAAAGAAGCAGCCAGCAAUAUUGGGGAAAGAAUAUAGGUGUCAGGGGCAGAAAGCAGAGUGUAAAGUGAAUAAAUAAAAAGAUAUCAAUAAAAAAUAUUUAAUUAUUUAAAAAAAUUGGACAGAAUGUAUUGUUCUAGUAACUCUAGUGUGUAUACACAGGCAAUAACUUUAACACCCAGAGAGAAUAGAUGUUGUAAAGUAGGGUGCCUUUGGUAUUGACAUAAACUAGGAACAUAGCAAAGAUAAAUAAAAAAGAAAGAUGUUUGUCCCAUAGAUCCAUUAUUCUUCUCAAGUCUAAGUGUUUGUGCUCACUUUUACCAGAACUCUGGAAACCUCUGUUAAUCCAGGUCUCAGGGCUCAUCCAAAGUACAGUCCUGAACCGGCUGUGGCCAAGGGUUCCUGUGUUGUUGGCUGACCUCUGCCUCAGGCUUCAGAGGCACUGGAGGGGCAGUGUUGGCCUUCAGGUGGCAGCCAUUACAGGUCCCCUACCAUACCAGAUAGCGAGUCUUCCACAGAUGCCUGACAUCUCAAAAAUAGAAGCUUGGGUAUUCCAAAGAUUGGGAUGCCACUCUACAGUCAUGAUGAGUUGAUUACGUGGGACCAUACAAGUUAACUAAUGUCUGUAUGACUGUUUUCUUUAUUUGAAAGUGAGUAAUGAGAUCAUCUCAGGAGUGGUUGCUAAGAAUAAAAUCACUGAUUAACAUAAAUGAUAGGACUGUACAGAGCAUGGGCUUAAUAUUCUGGGUCCAGUGCAAAUAGCUGGGAGAGUUCAAAAAAAAAAACCAAUAAAAGCAACAGGAAUGCAAACAACAACAAUUGUUUAAAACCCUUUUGAGUGCUGAGAUUACUGGCAUGUACCAACUGUGGCUAACUUUUUUUGUUUUUAUAAUUAACAACCAAACAUACAAACAAACAAACAUCCCUAUUCCAAUUCCAGCAGUUUGCAUCAGAGAGAGCUGUGUGACACUGCAUGCUGCUUCCUUUCCUCAGAUAGCUCAGGUCGUCAGUCCUAUACCAGGUCAGCUGGACCUAAGACAGUGUAGUUGAACUACUUGCUGUCACGACAUGAUUCUACAACAAUCCUUUUCUUGGUAAAAUUGAGCCUCUAUAGAGUAAGCCCCAUGUUGUUGGAACCAGGACCCUUUAGGCCAGCAAACACACAAGCCACCCUUUGUGAAAGAGAAAAGGAAAAAUCACAUUGGAAAAAAAUAUGCGCCCUAAUUGUAAGAAAAAGCCCUCAUCUUUGAAGCCAUCACCUAUCUCCCCCUGAUUUUUGAGCUCUGCAUAUUGAUAUUGUGUGGCUCAAGAAGGUAGUGAAAUUCAGAUGUUUUCUGAAAGAAGAUAUACAUGAUUUUUCACUCUUAAAUCUGUGAGGUUAGGGGGCACAGGUUCAGCAAAGCCAGCAUAAGAACACAAAAGCCAGAGAUGAUAAUGCCAAAGGGACAGCAUCCUGACCUUAUAGACACAUUAAAAUUGAGGUUUCAUCUCAAUUCAGGUCAUUGCACUCCCAGCCCUACCUUCUGAGUAUUAUAUUUGCUGUGAGUACAGUAUGACGUUACAACCUGCAACACCCUCAUUUCUCAACUUAGCAAUUCUGGAAGACAGAUAUUGGAGAAGUAAUUGCUAUGAGGCUACAAUGCAGUAAUGUACAGUCCAGGAUGACCACUACUCUCUGUUGCCCACUUAAAUUGUCUGGUUGUAUUUGAGAAUGGGAGCAUGUGCAGGAUAAUGUUUUGAAGAAGGGACAGCAAGUUAACCAUUUAUAUUUGCCCUGUAGAUGAUUCCGUAUGUUCAAAA